CGCCCCCAUCGACUUCUACAGACUGGGCCAACACGUUUAUUUUUAAAAGCUUCCUGGCCGCUUUCGUGCCCGCGGAUGACAAUUUAGCUCCGCAGCCCUUAGUCAGCUCCCCCGCCUCGGAGGCGGCCUCGAGCGUUUCUCCGCCUUACGGAAAGCGUCCUUCCGGCCGACGGCGGCCCCAGCCCCUCCGGUGCGGCCAUGGGGACCCCGGUGGGCUCAACUCGGCGCCGCGGGGCGGGGAAAGGUGUGGGGCUGGAGACCAGCCUCGCCCGCUGUCACGACAACCUGCUGUCACAGACCCUGAAAGGUGGUGGCCGAUGCUUGUCCGCAGAAUCUGAGUGAGUCUCCAUCGUGACCCAUGAGCGCAGUGGCCAACUGUUUCCCGGGGCUUGUUUGUUUCCGCCCGGUUCUCCCUAGGGGCCGACACACUUCCUAGACUGAAUGUUCGCCCCGGGCGCAGUUACGUAAGAGGAGGGUUAAGUGCGGGCCCACCCGAGCGAAACCGAUUUGAUUGGCAGGAAGCCCUGGUAUCGCCGGAAGAACGUCUUUGAUGGACAGGUAAGGUGAAUGCUGAGGACAGAAGAGUCGGAUGACAGGGUCUACUGAGUUUCUUUGUUCGGAGGACACGUUAUGAACCCUUUCUGGAGCAUGUCUACAAGCUCUGUACGCAAACGUUCUGAUGGCGAAGAGAAGACAUUAGCAGGGGAUGUGAAAACCAGCCCUCCACGAACUGCACCAAAAAAACAGCUGCCUUCUAUUCCCAAAAAUGCUUUACCCAUAACUAAGCCUACGUCUCCUGCCCCAGCAGCACAGCCAACAAACGGCACACAUGCUUCUUACGGGCCCUUCUACCUGGAAUACUCUCUGCUCGCGGAAUUUACCUUGGUUGUGAAGCAGAAGUUACCAGGAGUCUAUGUGCAGCCGUCUUACCGCUCUGCAUUAAUGUGGUUUGGAGUAAUAUUCAUACGGCAUGGGCUUUAUCAGGAUGGCGUGUUCAAGUUUACAGUUUACAUCCCUGAUAACUAUCCAGAUGGUGACUGUCCACGCUUGGUGUUCGACAUUCCCGUCUUCCACCCGCUAGUUGAUCCCACUUCGGGUGAACUGGAUGUGAAGAGAGCAUUUGCAAAAUGGAGGCGGAACCACAAUCAUAUUUGGCAAGUACUAAUGUAUGCAAGGAGGGUUUUCUACAAGAUUGAUACAGCAAGCCCCUUAAAUCCAGAGGCUGCAGUACUGUAUGAAAAAGAUGUUCACCUUUUUAAAAGCAAAGUGGUCGACAGUGUUAAGGUGUGCACUUCGCGUUUGUUUGAACAGCCUAAAAUAGAAGACCCCUAUGCAAUUAGCUUUUCUCCAUGGAAUCCUUCUGUACAUGACGAAGCCAGAGAGAAGAUGCUGACUCAGAAAAAGCCUGAAGAACAGCACAAUAAAAGUGUUCAUGUUGCUGGCCUGUCAUGGGUAAAGCCUGGCUCAGUACAGCCUUUCAGUAAAGAAGAAAAAACAGUAGCAACUUAAGGGAUGAUGAAUCUGGUGCACCAUGCACUUUCCUGCUGGACUCUGGCCUAGUCAAAGCUGACUGACGGCGAAGAGCUGCCUGAAGAGUAAACGAUGUGAACAGUGACUGGUUACCGUGUUUCCCAUGUAUGUGUAGGUUCUAACAGCAGGGUUCAGAAACCUCUCUUUAAGUAAUGCAUUACUUCUGUCGGAAGUGUCUUAGGGUGGUUGUCUAGAUCAAUACUCCAAAUUAUUGGGGAUCUUGAGGCUUAAGUAUUUUUCUGAAUAUAAUGCUAAAGGUAAGUUGCAUUCACUUAAACUAAUAGAGCAGACCAAAAUCAGCACUAUUUAAUAGUUUUAAAUCUGUGGUUUCAGUUGUACGUAUGGUAGGAUAUGACAAGGACAGGUCUAUAUAGAGAGAGCAGAUUCCAGAGCUUAGCACUUUGAAGUGGAAGAUUGUUUGAAUCCCAGUCUCCAGCCUACUGUCUAACGGAUCUACAAACUGCUGUCUCUAGAAACAAGAGUGAGAGGAAACCAGAAUGCUUGUUCAUAGUGUUUUUUUAAAGCAAAUUACUUACUGUAUUUUUAUGGCAGGAGGGAGGAAAAAGUGUUAAAACGGUUUCUAAUGAAGUCAGAUAUUUAAACGACGAAUGACUAAUGUGUUUAGUAGAGACAAAAUAAACGAAUAAAUGAU
Messenger RNA from Chinchilla lanigera (long-tailed chinchilla), 2182 nucleotides. It is a transcript of the gene Aktip, whose product is annotated as AKT interacting protein. The transcript is spliced from 10 exons. NCBI's taxonomy places the organism in Eukaryota, Metazoa, Chordata, Mammalia, Rodentia, Chinchillidae. Bases 631 to 1509 code for a protein of 292 amino acids. The record is from RefSeq and is a predicted model, not a curated record.